Molecule: messenger RNA, 1227 nt
Organism: Paramecium tetraurelia
Lineage: Eukaryota; Ciliophora; Oligohymenophorea; Peniculida; Parameciidae
Exons: 7
Biological process (GO): regulation of DNA-templated transcription
Molecular function (GO): sequence-specific DNA binding; DNA-binding transcription factor activity
Source: RefSeq, a predicted model, not a curated record
AUGGAUAGAGCAAAAGAAGAUCAUAAUAUUAAAUAAAAGGCAUCGACUCCUUCUUUUUUAAUUAAAACCUACGACAUUUUGGAAGUAAACAAAUUACGUCUACAUAUUAAUUAGAAUCCUGAUUAUAAUGAAAUUAUAUCAUGGAAUGAGGAGGGCACAGCAUUCGUUGUAAAAAAUGUUAAUGAAUUGGCUGAGAAAGUAUUGCCUAACCACUUUAAGCAUAAUAAUUAUGCAUCAUUUGUAAGAUAAUUGAAUAUGUAUGAUUUUCAUAAAAUGAAAAAUGAAGGGGGAGAUAAUGAAUUUAGACAUAAAUAUUUUUAGAGAGGAAAUAAGUAAUCAUUAAUUCCUAUGUCACAAAGGCAUUUACUGUGUGAAAUCAAGAGAAAGCAGGGAGAACAGGUCGAGUAGUUUGACGAAAGAAAUUAAAAUUCAAGUUAGAAUUCCAAUAAUUCAAUGGAAGUAGAUAUGUCCAAACUAAAAAAUGAUUAUUAAUUUUUUCUCAAUGAAAUGCUCGGCAUUAAGGGAAAGUAACACGAAUUAUAGAAGGCCCUGAUCUUAAUCAUGACCCAAAACGACCAUCUGAUCAAUGAAAAUAAAUUAUUAUGGCAAGAAAUCAAACGAAUCAGAGAGACUGACGAGAGAAAAAUUGAUACAUUGUCUUACUUAUUAGCCACCUUGAUUACCAAUAUGAAUUAAUCCUAAAACCAAUAAACAGUUCAGCAACUCGUAGGUGUGUAAGUGCCACCACAGACUUAGAUCCCUCCACAAGAACCAAAUAAUCAUAUUGAUCAGCAGUUUAAUAAUCUCUUGAAUCUUCAACAAUUGAAUCAAAACAAACCUGGACAGCAAAAGGAUUAAAAGCAGCUCCAAGAACAUAAUUCUUUUCUGGAAAAAAUUAUGAAAACCUAAUAACAACAAGAAUAACAAUUGCAAUCAAGUAUCUAUUUAUCCGCUAUAUAAUAAGUCAAACAAGACAUUUCCUAAUAUGAUAAUAGUUAUAUGAAGAAACAAUGCUAAAACCAAUUUUAAAGACAACCACAACACAUGGAUUCAAAUUUCAUGGUUUAACAGAAUAGUUAGGCCUUGAUCUAAUAACUCAUGAGCUUGUCCUAAUAAUAGCAAUCGCAGUAGCAAUAGCCAUAAGGACAAUAGUUCUAGAACAAUUUUUAGAAUUAUUUUGGGUAAAAUAAGGGAAAUGAAAAUUUUAGAGGAUUCCCAUAUAUAUGA